AUGAAAACGGUUGGGGGACAAAAACUACUAACAGAAAUCGAGGAAGAAAAUCUUGUAAAUGUUCUGGUAGCUGUCAGUGACUAUGGUUCUCCAAUGACCAAGUUAGACCUGAAAAUGCUUGUUUUUAAUUAUUUAGAAAAAAAUUCACGCAGUCAUAUUUUUAAUGGAAAAAUGCCCGGAAACACUUGGGUAGAAAAUUUUUUAAAUAGACAUUCAUCAAAAUUAUCAGUUCGAACUACACAAAAUAUAAAAAAGGUCCGGGCCGAGAAAGGUCUGCUAGAAAUGCAAAAUUUCUUCGAUAAUUUACAAGCGACGCUGAAGGAUAUUCCACCUAGUAACAUCCUUAACUACGAUGAGACUAAUUUGUCUGAUAACCCGAGUAAUUUAAAAUGCAUUUUUAGAAGGGGCAUAAAAUAUCCCGAAAGAAUUUUAAACAGUUCUAAGAGUUGUGUUUCGAUUAUGUUUACGGUGUCUGCAGCUGGUGACUGUCUUCCAACAUAUGUAGUAUAUAAAGCUACAAAUCUAUAUUCCGAAUGGGUUGACGGAGGUCCUGAUGGAACUCGUUACAAUUGCACGAAAUCGGGUUGGUUUGACUCUGCCUGUUUUGAGGAUUAUUUUAGAACAAUUAUACUAAAGUGGGCAAAGAAUCUUUCAGGGCCAAAAGUCAUAAUAGGUGACAAUUUGUCUAGUCACCUAAAUAUCGAAGUUGUGGAGCUAUGCCAAAAAUAUGAUAUUAGAGAAAGUAAUAAUAUUAAAAGUGGAUUUAGAGCCGCGGGAAUAUGGCCAGUUAAUGCCCGAAAUGUUUUGAAACGAAUACCUGAGUAUUUUGACGAAGAAGUGUACAGAAUAGAUUCAGCUUUAUUAGAUUACCUACAAAAAACAAGGUGUUCUAAACCAAUGGCAGUGAAAAGGAGUAAGAAAUUACGUACAGAACCAGGCAAGUCAGUUUGUGCCGCCGAUAUUUUAAUAAAAACAACUAGUAACAAAAGUGUUCAAAAUAAGAAAUCUAAAAGAUUUGAAAACUAUCAGGAUAAUUUUAAUGAUAUAGAAAGCAGCAGGCAAGAUUGUGAGAUAAAUAUAUUAGAAGAAGUGACUACUGAAAGAGACAUAGAAGAAAAUGAGCUCGUAUUGGAUGAUAAAAUAGGAUUUUUUUUAAAAAACACACCUGAACAUAUUGAAACUACCCAGAAGAUAGAACAUGAAGCAAAAAUCGAAAAAGGUGACAAAGAGAACUUGCCAUUUAUAGUGAUAAAUGAUAAUGAUUUGCCACCAUGUUUGCAAUCAACAAAUCAAACAAAUGUUAUAAUAACUUCCAAUGUAAAAUUAGACUGUAAGGAAAGAAAAACACAGAAAAACUUAAGGAUCCAAAUAGAUGCUGGUGCUAAAGUUAUUACGCAAUCAGCACUGAAAAUGAAAUUAUUUACAAGGGAUAAAAUAAAUAAAAUAAACAAUGAUUCAAGCGUAACGGACAAAAAUAAUGAAUACAUAAAUAUGCAAAAAGAAGAAAAUACAACACGAAAACGAAAAAGUAUGACUAGAACCACAUGCGUAAAGCGUGAAAAAAGGAGUAAAAUUAAUAAAAUCAAAACAAAAUCAAGGAAAACAACAUCUGUGAAUAAGAAGAAAUUUAAAAAAAAUAUUAGUGAAUCAAGCUCUGAAAUUUCCGACUUUCAAUUGAGUAUAGCAGAAUCAGAUGAUUCGGAAUAUGAAACAUUAAAUGACUACAUAAAAAUCUGUUUACAAGAUCAGUCGGAAAAAGAAAACUUGGAGCCGGACCCGAUCCCGUUUGGGAUCAGUGAUAUUGAGUAUUUCACAGGCAAUGUUGAUAAUUUAAACGAAGGUGACUGGCUCAUAGCAAAAUUUGCUACAAAAAAAAAGCGUCAAGCACUUUGUUGGACGGAUUUUAUUUAUUAA
Messenger RNA from Parnassius apollo (apollo), 1914 nucleotides. Lineage: Eukaryota; Metazoa; Arthropoda; Insecta; Lepidoptera; Papilionidae. The record is from the annotation of a GenBank genome assembly.